CUGCCCACCUCGGCCUCCCAAAGUGCUGGGAUUACAGACGUGAGCCACCGUGCCCAACCCUGCUCUCUUAUUAUUAAUAGUACUUCAUUAUCAUAACUCUGUGGAUUUCAUCUCCCAGCCUGAUUAUAAGUUUGUUGAAGACUCAUCUUGGUACCUCUGUCUUGGUUUGGGUUCCCCAGGAUGCAGACCCUGAGACAAAGGUUAGAGGACGCACACUUGAAUGGCGGUGGCCAUGGCAAACACCAGCAGAGGAAUGGAGAAGUGACACGGGAGGGAAGGAUGCCAAGAAUGGAGACGUCAUGGAACCCGUCACCACUGUCUGUUCCGGCCCUCCCACCACUGACUGCGAGUUUCUGGAGCCCUGGGAGCUGCCUUCAGCAGAGGAGGCCCCGCGCUCAGCCGCCGCGGGUCGAUCUCUGAAGGCCAGGCCAGAAGGAGCGGAAAUGUGGCACGGCUUGGCGGUUCCCAGGCGCCCACGCCUGGGCCGCUCACAAGCCUUCGACUCUUCCCGGACUCCAGACCCCAGACGGCUCCGCUCCACCCUGCGGAUGAUGGAGACAAAGUUCCUUACAAGCCCCUCACCUGGGGCGGGGCCUGGCUCCCCACUGAGCAGAGGUGCUGGCCAAGGCCCUCCCCCUAGUGCCGCCAGAGUCCCUAAACUCUCUCAGAAUGGACCUGGGUACCUCUUUGUUUUUGCCUUCAUCCCAUCUGAGAUGCAGUGA
Molecule: messenger RNA, 722 nt
Organism: Cebus imitator (Panamanian white-faced capuchin)
Lineage: Eukaryota; Metazoa; Chordata; Mammalia; Primates; Cebidae
Exons: 4
Coding region: 300-722 (140 amino acids)
Source: RefSeq, a predicted model, not a curated record